CCCGCCCCGGGGCCGCUGGGACUCCGGCCAGCGCGGGACGCUGGACGCGGCUGCGGGACCGGGUGCGGGAGCCAGGAGGUAAUUUGGAACUCUCAAAAUGUUUGCCAAAGCAACAAGGAAUUUUCUUAGAGAAGUUGACUCUGGCGGUAACCUGAUUGCAGUAUCUAACUUGAAUGACUCUGAUAGAUUACAACUUCUAAGUCUGGUCACCAAAAAAAGGAGAUUCUGGUUUUGGCAAAGACCGAAGUAUCAGUUUUUAUCUGUUACCCUUGGAGAUGUACUCAUCGAAGACCAAUCUCUGAAUCCAGGUCAGCACCCUGCAGAUGAUGGCUGUGCCCUGACUGGCUUAGAAAGAGAGCUGGACCUGCCUUCUUUGUCAGUAGUGGAAAGGGAAAAGCAUUUAUGGCUGGGAACGGCCGGCCACUUGAGCAAGAGUGCACCGAGGAAAAUAAAUAUGAAAAAUCCCAUACUGCAGCAGGUGCUGGAAAGUAGGAAUGAGGUCCUGUGCAUUCUGACACAGAAGAUAGUGACCACGCAGAAGUGUGUGAUAUCGGAGCACAUGCAGAUCGAGGAGAAGUGUGGUGGCAUGGUUGGCAUCCAGACCAAGACGGUGCAGGUGUCGGCCAUGGAGGACGGAAACGUCAUCAAGGACACCAACGUGGUUUUGGAGAUCCCAGCGGCCACCGCCAUUGCCUAUGGUGUCAUUGAGCUGCACGUGAAGCUGGAUGGCCAGUUUGAAUUCUGUCUCCUGCAAGGGAAACAUGGUGGCUUUGAGCAGGAGAGAAGUGUGUGUGUCUUCAUGGAACGCCUGCCUUUUCGAGAACUGGAGUAUCACGACAUGCCAGAUGGUGGGCAGAGGCCACUGAGUAUCUUCAAACAAGCCACCCCGCUGCUGGAGAGGAACUUCCACCCCUUCGUGGAGCUGCCGGAGCAGCAGCAGACAGCUCUGAGCGACGUCCUCCAGGCGGUCCUGCUUGAUGCUGAGUUACUUGUGGUCCUGGACCAAGUGUGUGAUGAUGUGGUCUUUGGCCUGUCACCCCCACAGGAGAUGCUGGGGGAACUGAAGUCCCCACAGCAGCAGGAUCUCAUGGCCUUCCUGCGGCUGGUGGGAUACAGGAUGCAGGGCCAGUGCCUGGGACCGCAGGACGUGGUCAGCAACCAGAAGCUCUUCUUUCUCGCCUACUUCUUGGUCAGUGCACUAGCAGAAAUGCCUGAUGAUGCAGCACUGCUGCUGGGCACUUGCUGUAAACUCCAGAUUAUUCCUACAUUGUGCUACUUGCUCCACGCUUUGUCUGAUGAUGGAGAAGCUGAUCUUGAAGACCCAGCCUUGGCUCCUCUGAAAGACACAGAAAGGUUUGGGAUCACACAGCGUUUGUUCGCUUCUGCUGACAUGAGCCUGGAGAGGCUGCAGUCAUCCGUGAAAGCUGCUGUCCAGAAGGACCCUCACCUUUCCCCACUAAUGCUCUAUAUAAGCCUGAGUGGUCUCUGUGCCUUGGAUAGAGGACAUUAACAUUAAUAAUGUAAAUUAUAAGCACAUGCUAUCAGCCACUAUUUUUACCAUCAAGAUACUAUUAUGGGGCUGAUCAAUGAAAUGAUCAGCUGAUCAAUGAAAUGAAUUUACAAAACAGUUCAAGAAGUGAUUUUUCUGUACUACCAUUUACCUUGUGCAUAGCCACUACAGUAAUAGUAACCUGCUUCCAUCUGAUAAAACAGUAUCCUUUUCUUAAGAGACCCUCCUGUGCUGGUGACCUGGCGUCUACGUUAGACGCCAGCAACUGAACAGAGGAGACCUGAGAAGGCUAAGCUAGUGCCUGUCUACACCUUUUCCCUCUGCUGCAAAAUUGAGUCUGUUCAUCACUUUCUUGUAUUUCCCACUUCGUUAUACAUAAACCAGAUGUUGUGGAUGUUGCAGGAAGGUAAUUUCUCUUCAUAGACACAAUGUUUUAGAUGUGCUAUAUGCUCUACAGGGAUUGAAAAAUAAACUUUAAAUGCCAAGAGAGUACAUACAUUCUUUUGCUU
This is a messenger RNA of Condylura cristata (star-nosed mole), 2019 nucleotides long. RefSeq names its product deafness, autosomal dominant 5 (gene GSDME). Gene Ontology annotation, biological process: programmed cell death. Gene Ontology annotation, cellular component: cytoplasm. The coding region runs from base 98 to 1510 and encodes 470 amino acids. NCBI's taxonomy places the organism in Eukaryota, Metazoa, Chordata, Mammalia, Eulipotyphla, Talpidae. The record is from RefSeq and is a predicted model, not a curated record. The transcript is spliced from 10 exons.